CACAAUAGGAUACAAAACCGCACUUUCUUGUUGAGUUAUCUCCACAAAUAUAUAUUAUUAAGAGAAGUAGAGAAGAUCAUCAUCACCCUUCUCGGAAGAAAAGUUUUAGGAAUGAAAACUCUAUUUGUAAUAUGUGGUGGUGCUUCUUCUUCAUCAUCUUCAACCUUUGCUGUUCUCUUAGCAGCAUUUAUCAUUGCUUCAUGCUUCCUCUUCCAAAUCAAUCAAGCGCUCAUCAUUCAAACUAAGAACAACUUCACGGCUCCUGCUCUCUUUGCCUUUGGAGAUUCGUAUUUAGACACCGGCAACAAUAAUAAUCUUCCGACGGUGGGGAAGUGCAACUUCCCACCCUAUGGCAAGGACUUCCCGGGAGGGAUCCCUACCGGAAGGUUUUGCAACGGAAAGAUCUCCUCUGACUUCAUUGCUGAAGAGUUGGGAAUUAAGGAGCUUUUGCCUGCAUUUUUAGACCCGACCUUGGGACCCCAAGACCUCCUUACAGGCGUAUGCUUUGCCUCCAGUGGUGCUGGAUUUGAUCCAAUAACAAAUAAUCUUACGUCAGUGUUGUCAUUGCCAGAUCAAUUGAAGUUGUUUAUGGAGUACAAAGAGAAACUGAAGAUGAUAGCUGGAGAAGAGAGAACAAGGACGAUCAUAUCAGAGAGCUUAUAUAUUUUAAGUUCAGGGACCAAUGACUUCAUCAAUACAUAUUUUUCAACUCCUUUCAGGAAAUUUAAAUACGAUAUCCCUUCCUAUGUUGAUUUCAUUCUCGGUUUAGCUUCAAGUUUCAUUCAGGAACUGUAUAAUAUGGGGGCAAGAAGGAUCAUUAUUCUGGACAUCCCACCUAUAGGAUGUUUGCCAUCAUCGAGAACCAUAGCAGGAGGGAAAGAAAGAAACUGUGCAGAGAAAUACAACCAGGCAGCCUUGGUCUACAACUCUAAGCUGCCUUCCCUGAUCGACUCUCUCCACAAGAAGCUCCCACAGUCCAAGAUUGUCUUUGUGGAUAUCUACAAACCCGUACUUGAUAUCAUCCAAAACCCUAAUUCCUUCGGCUUUGAUGAGGUGAGAAACGGAUGUUGUGGCACUGGAAAUUUAGAGGUUGCAAUACUAUGCAACCCCUUGGUCCCAGUGACUUGCCCAGAUGACUCCAAGAACCUAUUCUGGGAUAGCAUUCAUCCUACUGAGAAUGGCUGCCGUGUACUCACCACCAUGAUCAUUAAACAACACAUUAAUGGCGGCUUCUAAAUUCUACUUAUAUUGCUAUCAGCGAAGCUUACCAUAUUAUAGUCUCUACACCCCACUUUACUCUCUAUCUAAAGUGACAAAUGCCACAUCCUUUGGUUUUUUAAAGUUUGGACAAAAUUUUCCUUAACGAGUGAGUGAAUGAUGAAAUGAUCUAAAUAUGACCCUUAUAAUUUCCCAUCUCUCUUCCCCCUCUAUGUAUGUACGUUGUCGAUGGAAUCCAUUUACUGUAGCCUAAGGAAAACUUGGGCGUUAAAGUUUUUUUCUCUUAUUUGGGUUUUAUCUUUAUAAUAAAUUUGGUCUUGUCAA
Messenger RNA from Macadamia integrifolia, 1542 nucleotides. Its product is annotated as GDSL esterase/lipase EXL3-like. Bases 112 to 1236 code for a protein of 374 amino acids. Gene Ontology annotation, molecular function: hydrolase activity, acting on ester bonds. The transcript has 5 exons. Lineage: Eukaryota; Viridiplantae; Streptophyta; Magnoliopsida; Proteales; Proteaceae. The record is from RefSeq and is a predicted model, not a curated record.